CAAUAUUUAUUUAGAAAUAUAUCAUUCAAAUGUAAAAUAUUUAUAGAAACAGGAGUUGUGUUGAUGUACAAUUGUUUUUCCAUAACAACCAGUUUUAUUCUUCGAAACGGAAAUUUCAAAGCACUAUUAGGAUGUUAAAUUAAGACUAAGGCUCAUCGCACUUCUACACCAAUUAAGGUAUAAUGCCCAAUACAGCAAUGAAUUUAACACAGCAAAAUACUUGAUGAGAAAAGGGAUACGUACAUGAACUAGAAAUAAAGAUAUGGAUAUUGACAUCAGGGAUGCUGAAAUGUUUUGGAGAAACCAAGCUAGAAUUGAGGCUUCAAAGAACUUUGAGCUUCGGUAUCAGCAAGGACAUGGGCCUUACAAUGUUUUUAUAUUGGAUACUUCUAAAAGUAUUGGCGAAGAGGGCUUCAGUCAAAUAAAGGAUAUAUUUUCUACAAUCAUUUCCGAGUUUGCCAACCAUCCACAGGAAGAUGAGAACAUCGCUGUUAUUGUUUGUGGAAAAAUCACGAAAUUUCAACAUUAUUAUUCAAAUCGUUACUCUGAGAUUAAAGGCUGUUUAGAUGCAUUAGAAUAUGGAGGACUCUCUCCACUUACAGGGGCGUUUUUAUUAAGUAUGGGAGCCAUUGAAGUUGGAAGAGGCUUUUCAAACGGGAUAUGUGAUAUCAAAAUUCGAGCACGAAUAAUCCUGAUAUCUGAUGGUAGACCAACAGACUUCAAUACAUUUUCUGAUGAUGAGGAUUCGCCCUUGAAAGAAACCAUACAGGCAAAGGAUCAUCUUCAGUAUGUGGUGAAACAUCUAGGGAGGGAGCAUCCAAUAUUCUGCAUACCUGUAGGGGAAAAUCCAGAUGUGGCAUAUCUGAAAUAUUUAAGUUCAAAAGGAGGAAGGAUCAUUCAUCCACAUGAAGUUAAACAGAUUGCAAGAUUCACUCAAAAUCUGAAAGUCUCGGCAAUUUUAUCAGCCGAACAAAACUUAGACGGGAUUAACAGACAAACCCUCAACUCAUUAUUACAAUGUAGUUUUCCCGAGACGAUAUUUUCAGAAGAGGACAAGGACGAUAUAUUGGAUAUCUAUACCACAAGAUCAUUUUAUACCGACGAUCCCUCUGAUUCAAACGACGAGGAUGAGGCAAAUAUUAAACUUGUUGAGAGAGACCCUUGCCUACCAAACAUAGGGACAAGAGUUAAACGAGGAUCGGACUGGCAUAGGUCAGAUCAGGAAAAUCAUGGCCCUGGUACAGUUAUUGGACAUUCAAAGAAUGCUGGAUGGUUAAUUGUUGAAUGGGACUCCGGGGGUAGAAAUGAAUACAGAUAUGGUGCAACCUUGAUGGAUAGGAUUAAAUAUGAAGUCACUACUUGUUGUGAACCAAGAAUUCUUCAUAACACAAUAAUAGCAGUCGGAUGUGUCGUGACAAGGGGUCCUGACUGGGAACUGGGAGAUCAAGAUGGUGGAGAGGGAAGUCUUGGUUCUGUUUUUCGGAUCAAGCGGAAUGGAAUAGUUUUUGUAAAAUGGUCAAACAUGUGCUCAAUAAGUCAUAGAUAUGGUUUUGACGGGAAAUUUGACAUCUUAAUAUGUGAUCCCUACUCACCAGAGGUGAUCAGCUUCUUAGAGGCCAAAUGUGACAAUAAAAGAGCCUUAAACAGAACACCGCCCGAACACCAUCGACGUGAGCUUUCAAAAGCUACUGGUGAGGUCGGUAUUGGAGGGAAAGCAGGGCUGGGAUAUCCGUGUCUGAAAUUACCAAAAGGACAGUAUUUCAAAAAUGACAAAGUUUCUGAGGAUUCCUCUUCCGACAUUAAAGCUGAUGGGUAUGAGGAAUCUGAGACAUACACAGUGGACAAGCAAUGGUUCUGGCGGGAUUAUGACGGGAAGUGGACGUCAUAUCCGCGAAAAAUAAAUGACAGAAUCAACAAGUGUUACAACAGAAAUCCGCACUCUACAGUGGUGGUUGUGUUAAACAAACAUAAUUACAGAGUUGUCAUGUCAAAGAAUAUACAAAUAAACCUAGAAACAAGGGAAACACACGAGGUGAAACUGGUGGAAAAUGUGUGAUUUAUUCGGAUCAAACUAGUAGACUUUCGUCUUAUUUAUUAACCUGUACAUGGAUGUAAUUAUUACGAAACUGUAAUAAAUAUUUGAAUCAAAUAUUGUGUUUGUUAUUUUGAUUUAUAAACUUAUUUACUCGUCAAUGUGCUCAUAAAGGUACAAAAAUUUAUCGGGAAGAGAAUGACGUUUCAGGUGAGUAUUUUGUCCCAUGGGCCUCUGGUUUAAAAUAUAUAUCUGAAAAGAUAAAUUUCCGCCUCAUCUAUCUGAAAUUAACUAAAUCAGGAAACUUGCAUUCAGGAAGACAGAUCGUGCAAGAA
This is a messenger RNA of Saccostrea cuccullata (small rock oyster), 2367 nucleotides long. RefSeq lists its product as uncharacterized. Gene Ontology annotation, cellular component: cytoplasm. Gene Ontology annotation, molecular function: metal ion binding; ubiquitin-protein transferase activity. The coding region runs from base 263 to 2056 and encodes 597 amino acids. The record is from RefSeq and is a predicted model, not a curated record. NCBI's taxonomy places the organism in Eukaryota, Metazoa, Mollusca, Bivalvia, Ostreida, Ostreidae. The transcript is spliced from 15 exons. Gene Ontology annotation, biological process: protein ubiquitination.